GGGGACCAAUCAUAACGAUGUUUUCCGAACCUGUCGGAAGCAUACGGUCUGUGGUCGGAAGUAGGAAACUCGAUUUCUGGCUCGAGUACACGUGUCGACAAAGAUGUGACACCAACAUUGCAUGGCCAGUGCAAUGUCUGAAGCAGGAAUUUCUAAUGGGAGAAAACCCCAUAACAAUUCUUCAUGGGGACUUAUCAACGAAAGACAUUUUGCCAGUAAAACCAUGCUACUACAUGCUGUGGAGAAUUCCAAAGCAAGGAAGAGACUGCAAAGGAAAAAUAAAAUAACGAAUUUGAAAAGAAGGAAAAUAGAACACGACGAAGAAAAGCUGGACAUUGCUAGAGCAGUGAAAAAGAAAAAGUUGUGUUCAGAGCACACAGAUAAUCUAAAACAAGAAUCUGAAACAUCUACUUUGAACUCCGAAGAUUCAUGGAUGCAUGAAUCUAAUUUUGUACUGCCAUUAUCAUCUCCUGUAAAGGUUUCCCCGACGUCUGGUUUGAGGUAUACCCAAGUACCAAACCAGCAGCACACUUUAAAUAAAAGGCAUUUGCCUGCAGCUCUCGGAGAGUGUUGGGAGGUGGACAGUGGGUUCUCGUCCGAGGCUAGCCCUCCGGCAAGCGGACGCAGCUCACCCUACAACAGCUCGUGCCAGGGCAUGGUGGUUGCCAUGGACUGCGAAAUGGUGGGCACCGGGCCGGGUGGACGCUGUAGUGAACUGGCUCGCUGCAGCCUCUUGGAUUAUCAUGGCAACGUCAUUUACGACAAGUAUAUCCGCCCAUGCCAGCCAGUGACCGACUACAGGACUCGCUGGAGUGGUAUCCGGAAGCACCACCUCCAAAAUGCCUUACCCUUCUCUGAGGCAAGGGCAGAGAUACUUGAGAUAAUACAGGGGAAAGUCGUAGUUGGCCAUGCUCUCAAUAAUGACUUCCAGGCCCUGGACUUCAACCAUCCAUGUCACAUGAAGAGGGACACUAGCAGUACGCGCCUGCUCAGGCAAUUGGCUGGUUACCCCGUCAGACACUGCAUCUCAUUAAAAAUUCUGGCCAAUAAGCUACUAGACAGAGAAAUCCAGGUUGGUAGGAGGGGCCACUGCUCGGUGGAGGAUGCCCGGGCAGCCCUGGACCUGUACAAGCUAGUGGAGAAGGACUGGGAACAGAACUUUCCAGACAAGUUAAUGGACAAGGGUCCCUCUGGCCCCCUUGACCCUGCAAACUCCAGCCAAUACAUGCAGGACCAAUACUGGCCAGAGAACCUGGUUGAGGAUAGCCAGUGAGAGGAGUGGGAGGGGUAAGAUUAGAAAGAUUUUGGUGUGACCUCGAGGAUUGGAGAAAUGCAAGUAAAUGGAACACCUAAUUUACACAGAUGGAUGAGUUGUAAUUGAAUGGUGUCCUUCUCCGGUCUGACAGUGUGGAAAUCUCAGACAAACAUAAACAUAUUUAAACCACAGUUCUAGCAUUUUAUUAUGUGCCAAUCCUACUACUGCUGCUCUUUAUGGCAAGUUAUGGUCUCAUUCAAUAAAAAACUUUACUCAGUAUCCCACAUACAUUAGUAGAUUAGUACGAUUGAUUUGACAACAUUUGUUCUUGAAGUGAGUCAUUGUGAAGCAAAAACAAUGCCCGGCCUUGUAUCUAGCUGAGAUGACGUGUGGGACAGGUAAUCUGGUAAAAGUGUUUUACUGAAAUACAUUUGAAAAAGUGUAGUCUUUGGAAUAAAAUGGGUUUUAAGUCUGUUACUGUUGUCGUAACUAGUUAAAAACAAAAAAACAGCAUACUAUGUUGUGUGUUUUAAUGGCUGUUUGCAAUGCAGUUUCAUUUAGAA
Molecule: messenger RNA, 1818 nt
Organism: Osmerus eperlanus (European smelt)
Lineage: Eukaryota; Metazoa; Chordata; Actinopteri; Osmeriformes; Osmeridae
Gene: isg20
Product: interferon stimulated exonuclease gene
Exons: 4
Coding region: 122-1273 (383 amino acids)
Cellular component (GO): nucleus
Molecular function (GO): 3'-5'-RNA exonuclease activity; nucleic acid binding
Source: RefSeq, a predicted model, not a curated record